AUGGUGGUGCGGCACGGCUCCAACAGGCACGGGGGCGGCCAGACUGACCAUAGCAGAAGCUUCACCGAGCGCGGCGAAAGCUCCACCCCUCCUCCCACUGGCAAGAAGACGGAGGCGAACAAGAUCCGCUCCGACGUGGCACGCAUCCGCGGGAGAUACCGCUACCGCAACUACGGCAUCGCGGCGCCGUCCGCCUUCGCCAAUCGGGAGUCCGACCGCUACCGCCGCUGCCGCGCCUCCGCCCCUUCCGCGGCGUCCUCGUCGUCGAGCUCCCGCCAGCGCUCGUCGACGGUGUUGGUGCCGAAGUUCGCGCCCGGCGACUACCUCAACGACGCCGAGCUAGAGCGCCUCCUGCCGCAGCUCGGCGUGAAUGCAGGGCUCGCGCCCGGCGACUUCGUUGAGCGCAACCUCGACAUCGUCGUCGGCCUCAUCUCGCGCUCGAGCCAGCGCGACGCGGACAAGGCAGAGGAGUGGCGGCGCGUCACGGAGGGGCAGGGCAGGUUGUGCGACUCCAACCUCCCACCGCGUACGAGCAGGAAGGAAUUCCCCACGCCUCGCCUCUGCUCCAGCACGCCGCCGGCGAUCCUCCUCCACCCUGCCGAUUUCCCAAAUCCACCUCCGCCACUCCUCCUCCAGACCUCCACGCCGCCACUUUCCCGAUUCCGCCACCACUCCACAACGCCGAUGUCGCGCCUCCGCCCCCUCCGUCGCAGCUCCUCCUCCACUUCCACCUCGCCGCCAUCACGUUCCUGGUCACCCCACGCUGCCUUUCCGGCGGCCACGGGCCGUGUCCGCACCGGAACGCUUAGCCAGGAGGAUGCACACAACCUGUUCGACGAAUUGCUGCGCCAAGCCACCCCGGUCCCCGAGCGCUCCCUCAACGGCUUCCUUGCUGCGCUCGCCCGAGCUCCGUCCUACGACGACCGCAGAAGCGGCCCCGCUCUUGCCGUCGCUCUCUUCAACCGCGUGUGCCAAGAAGAUGUCGGCCUGCAGGUGGCGCCGCCCACAGUCUGCACCUUUGCCAUCCUCAUGGACUGCUGCUGCCGCGCACGUCGACCGGACCUUGGGCUUGCCUUCUUCGGCCGUUUCCUCAAAGAAGGUAUGAAAACAAACCAGAUCAUCGCCAACACCUUCCUCAAGUGCUUCUGCGAUGCAAAACGGACAGAUGAGGCUGUGGACGUACUGCUUCAUAGGAUGUCUGAGCUUGGCUGUGUGCCUGAUGUUAUCUCAUACAACACAGUUCUCAAGAGGUUAUGUGAAGAUAGCAGGAGCCAGCAAGCACUUGACCUGCUCCUUACGCUGGCAAGAGAAGGAGGUGGCUGUUCCCCCGACGUGGUGUCAUACAGCACGGUCAUCCAUGGCUUCUUUAGAGAGGGUGAAAUAGGCAAAGCAUGCAAUCUCUUCCAUGAAAUGCUGCAGCAAGGAGUUGUGCCCAGUGUGGUCACAUACAGCUCGGUUAUUGAUGCAUUGUGCAAGGCCAGAGCAAUGGACAAGGCAGAGCUAAUCCUUCGGCACAUGGCUGAUAAUGGUGUUCGACCCGAUAGUGUGACAUUCAAUUGCAUGAUCAAUGGAUAUUCCACAUCAGAGCGGUGGAAAGAGGCAGCUAAAAUGUUCAAAGAAAUGAUAAGCCUAGGUCUUGUACCAAAUAUUAUUACUUGCAGCUCGCUCAUUGCUUCCCUUUGCAAGCAUGGGAGAAGCAAAGAAGCUGCACAAAUUUUUGAUUCCAUGACUGCCAAAGGACACAAACCUGAUAUCACCUCGUACUCUAUUUUGCUACAUGGGUAUGGCAAUGAAGGAUUUUUACUUGAUAUGGUUAACCUCUUUAAUUCAAUGAAAAACAACGGCAUUGUACCCAACUGCCGUGUUUUCAACAUAUUAAUUGGCGCGUAUGCUAAAUGUGGAAUGAUGGAUGAAGCUAUGCUCAUAUUUUCCGAAAUGCAGGGAUGGGGAGUGUGUCCAGAUUUAGUCACCUAUUCAACUGUAAUAGCCGCACUUUGUAGAAUGGGUAGACUGGGAGAUGCUAAGGAAAAAUUCAGUGAGAUGAUUGUUGUGGGAAUACAGCCGGAAAAGGUUGUUUAUCAUUGCUUAAUUCAGGGUUGUUGUAUGCAUGGUGAUCUGGUUAAAGCGAAAGAGUUGGUUUCUGAAAUGGUGAACAAAGGUAUUCCUCGUCCUAACAUCGUGUUCUUCAAUUCAGUAAUAAAUAGUCUAUGCAAAGACGGAAGGGUUGUGGAUGCACAAGAUACAUUUGACUUAGUUAUACACAUUGGUGAGAGGCCGGAUGUCAUUACUUUUAAUUCACUGAUUGACGGGUAUGGCUUAGUCGGCAAGAUGGAUAAAACACUUCGAGUGCUUGAUGCCAUGGUAUCAGAAGGUGUUGAGCCUAAUGUUGUUACAUACAAUACACUUGUGAAUAGUUAUUUUAAAAAUGGAAGGUUCGAUGAUGGUUUAGCUCUAUUCACAGAAAUGUUGUCCAAGAGAGUUAAACCUACAACUGUCACAUAUGGCAUCAUAUUGGAUGGUUUAUUUCGUGCUGGGAGAACCGAUGAUGCAAAGAAAAGGUUCCAUGAGAUGAUCCAAAGUGGAAUAGCUGUCAACAUUUCCAUAUACAAUAUAAUUCUUGGAGGGCUUUGCAGAAAUAAUUGUGCCGGCGAAGCAAUGACGUUGUUCCAUAAAUUAGCUGAAAUGAAUGUAAAGUUUGAUAUCAAAACACUCAAUAUCAUGAUCGAUGCAAUGUACAAAGUUCGGAAAAGAGAAGAAGCUAAAAAAUUAUUUGCUGCAAUAUCAAACGGUGGGUUGGUACCUAAUGUUUUUACUUAUAGCAUAGUGAUAAAAAAUCUUCUAAAGGAAGGAUCACUGGAAGAAGCUGACAAUAUCUUUUCAUCAAUGGAGAAGAUUGGUUGUGCUCCGAGCUCCCGUCUUAUAAAUGAUGUCAUUAGAAUGUUGUUGGAAAAUGGCAAGAUUGCCAAGGCCGGAGAUUAUUUAUCUAAAGUUGAUGGGAAGAGCAUCUCACUUGAAGCUUCAACUACUUCGUUGAUGCUGUCUCUCUUUUCAACGAAUGGGAAAUAUCGGGAGGAUAUGAAAUUGCUCCCUGCAAAGUAUCAAAUCUUCGAUGGACUUGGUUGAGUAGUUGAUUGAUCUCAUAUGAGAUUACCUCAUGAAAAAGCACAUGGAUUUUUUUUCCUCACAUAAAGCCCUCCUGCCAGCAUAAGAAAUCCAAACUGUCUGCUUGGACAAACACAAAUACACCACCUUGGGUGACAUAGGAGACGGGGUCAAAGCAUUUGCAUGAUGAGAAUGUCUUGCUCUUGUACACAUGCAGUGUGCAUUACUCUCUAUUUCUUAUAUCUGAUACCUGAAUUCACCAUUCGAUCUUCCCACGAAAUUUGUCUGAGAUUCAUCAAAAUUCCGAUGUAUCUAGAUACACCCAAAUUUGUCAAAUCUGCGACAAGUUUGAUAAGAUAGAGGGAGUAGUAAGCAACAACUGUGUUUCAAGUGUAAACUUUCAUGUAAAUUGAUAAUUUAGAAAUUUGCUCUGAUAUCAUUUGUGAUCAUGGCCUAGU
Molecule: messenger RNA, 3560 nt
Organism: Lolium rigidum
Lineage: Eukaryota; Viridiplantae; Streptophyta; Magnoliopsida; Poales; Poaceae
Product: protein Rf1, mitochondrial-like
Exons: 3
Coding region: 1-3123 (1040 amino acids)
Molecular function (GO): protein binding
Source: RefSeq, a predicted model, not a curated record